This is a messenger RNA of Strigops habroptila (Kakapo), 2245 nucleotides long. RefSeq names its product cytochrome P450 2J2-like. The coding region runs from base 1 to 1497 and encodes 498 amino acids. Lineage: Eukaryota; Metazoa; Chordata; Aves; Psittaciformes; Psittacidae. The record is from RefSeq and is a predicted model, not a curated record. The transcript is spliced from 9 exons. Gene Ontology annotation, biological process: xenobiotic metabolic process. Gene Ontology annotation, cellular component: cytoplasm; intracellular membrane-bounded organelle. Gene Ontology annotation, molecular function: iron ion binding; oxidoreductase activity, acting on paired donors, with incorporation or reduction of molecular oxygen, reduced flavin or flavoprotein as one donor, and incorporation of one atom of oxygen; heme binding.
AUGGAGCUUCAGAUUUGGCCUGGUUUGGUUUCCCUCUUGGAAAAGCUGAAUGUUUGGAUGCUUUUGGUGGCUCUGGUCACAUUUCUUUUGAUUAUUGACCUUGUGAAAAAGAGACGACCCAGGAAUUUCCCUCCAGGCCCACAGCUCUUUCCUCUUGUGGGAACCAUUGUGGACCUUAGGCAGCCCCUUCAUCUUGUGCUGCUGAAGCUUACUGCUCGGUACGGGAACAUCUUCAGCGUGCAGUUUGGAAGCCUGACUUUUGUGGUAGUCAACGGGUACCAGAUGGUGAGAGAAGCUUUUGUCCACCAGGCUGAAAUAUUUACAGAUCGGCCAAGUAUUCCACUCCUCCAAGAAAUAUUUAGAGGCUUUGGGCUCAUAUCAUCAAAUGGGCAUAUUUGGAGGCAACAGAGAAAGUUUACUUUAGCAACACUGAAAAGCCUUGCUGUAAGUUUUGAGGAAAAAGUGCAAGAGGAGAGCCGGUACCUUGUGGAGACGAUUGAGGAGGAGAAAGGCCAGCCAUUUGACCCUCAUUAUAAAAUUAAUAGCGCUGUUUCGAACAUCAUCUGUUCCAUAACUUUUGGGAACCGCUUCGACUACCAUGACAACCGUUUCCAGGAAUUGCUGCACUCACUGGCUGAAACGCUGCUGCUCAUCGGAAGUUUCUGGGGCCAGCUGUAUAAUGCUUUUCCUUUCAUCAUGAGACGGCUGCCAGGACCCUUUAGGAAAAUCUUCAAGCACUGGGAGAAACUUCAGUAUUUUGUGAAAGGAGUGAUUGCAAAGCACAAGGAGGAUUUGGACCAGUCCGAGGCAAGAGAUUAUAUUGACUGUUACCUGAAGGAAAUUGAAAAGUCUAAGGGUGACACCAGCUCAUAUUUCCAUGAGGAAAACCUGCUGUGCUCCACCUUGGACCUCUUCUUAACUGGGACCGAGACAACGGCAACCGCCAUCCGCUGGGCUCUGCUCUACAUGGCCACAUACCCCCACAUUCAGGAAAAAGUGCAACUUGAAAUCGACACGGUGAUCGGCCAAUCCCGCCAACCCACGAUGGCCGACAAGGAGAACAUGCCUUACACCAGUGCGGUGCUGAGCGAGGUCCUGAGGAUGAGCAAUGUUGUGCCCCUGGGGGUGCCCAGGAUGUCCACCAGCGACACCACCCUGGCAGGCUUCCACCUGCCCAAAGGCACCACCGUGAUGACCAGCCUGACUUCAAUAAUGUUCGACAAAAACGUGUGGGAGACUCCAGACACCUUUAAUCCUGAACAUUUCCUGGAUAACGGCCAGUACAGGAGGCGGGAGGCUUUUCUGCCCUUCUCUGCAGGUAAGCGUGCUUGUCCCGCGGAGCAGCUCGCGAGGACCGAGCUCUUCAUCUUCUUCACAGCCCUCCUGCAGAAGUUCACCUUCCAGGCACCAGCGGCUGCCACACUGACCUUCGCCUUCACACUCAGCCUCACGCGCUGCCCCAAGCCCUUCCAGAUCUGUGCACUGCCUCGUGAUUAAACCCGGCCUGGGGCUGCCCUGUGACCCCCUGCUUCCCAAAGUGUCCCUAUCUGCCCCGUAGAUUUGGGGCUGGAAUGAUGAGCCACAGAUGUCUAGCACCCACCAACAUGUGGGUGGCAGUGAGAAGAGCAAAUUGUAGAGAAUUUUUCCAUUUAGCAACCCGAGCAUUAACGCUUAGAAAUGCAGUUUCCUGUGUGCUUAUGUUUGGAAUAUAGGCAUAGCAAAAAUUGCUUUUUUUCCCUCUUCUCACUUUCCAAAAGUGACUUUUUUCUGGGCACUCACAUAGGAUUCUGAAUAGUUAACAGGAAGAGGAUUAAAUACAGUUCCGUUUCCUCUGGCUUCAGCCUCCAUCUCUGGCAACAACCGCCUUUGCUGCGCCACAAAGCAAUCACUGUGCAGUGGCGGAUUUAUGCCACAUGGGAGAGUCCUUUGCAUAUCACAUCCGUGCUACGCCGGGCACUCGGGAUUUUGUCAAUGAGCUGCUGCCCUUCUAACUGGUCACUUUAAUCCUACUGCAGUUUGAAUUCACGGUUCGCAGUUACAGGCUCCUGUGGUUGGGGUUUUUCUCUCUAAAUGAGAAAAUACAAAAGAUCUGUGGGCUUUUUUCACCUGUGAAGUUUUCAAAUCCGUUCAGGACUAGGCACUGGUUUCUCUUCACUCUGGCAUAGAUCUAACCUCUGGUUUGACACUACAGCUUGUAUUAUUUGCACUGGUUUAGCAAAUAAAUGUUGAUCUCUUCCCUCUUCCA